CAAAACAUAAAGAGAAAGCGUAGCAGCUGAAGGAAGUGGCUGAUAAUAUUCCAAAGAGGCUAGCUAGCUAGGUGCUCAAGAGCGCGAAAGAGGUCCUUUUCAACGGCAUGUUCAUCAGGCCAGACUUACAAGAGUCUCUGUAUCACCUUGGUUUACAAAAGAACGAUAAGUUAUUUCGGAAGCACGGAUCAGAAUACAAAAAGGUCAGCCAUGGCUUUGCAGGGAAAACUUUUGCAACAACAACUAGUGCUGCUACUGCUAAUUAGUAUUGGUGCCCAGCUAGUUUUAGCAACAUCGACUCAACCGGCCACUAAUUCGAGCUGCAACCGCAGAUGCGGAUCUUUUAAUAUCCCCUACCCAUUUGGUACAGGUGAGGGCUGCUACCUUGAUCCAUCUUUUCUCAUCAUCUGUGACCACUCUUUGAAGCCCCCAAAACCAUUUCUGGGCGUUGAUAAUAUAGAUGUCCUCAACAUCGCCCUUGAUCAUGGUGAACUUCGAGUCUCAAACUUGGUAGUCCGUAGUUGCGACAACUGGCCAGUGUAUGAUAAUCAGCCUAGUUACCGCCGCUUCUCUGCCUUGCUCAACUUGUUGAGUUUUCGCAUCUCACAUACGAAGAACAGUAUCUUUGCUGUCGGUUGUAACCAUUUUGCCUACAUAACAGACUCGAAGGGACAUGUAAAUGACUAUAAGUACAUUGCUGGAUGCAUAUCGUUCUGUGACAACGGUACCAGUAAUUUAGUUAACGGCUCUUGCUCCGGCCUUGGUUGUUGCCAUUCUGAUAUCCCGAAAGGCGAAGCAAAUUAUAAUUUAACUCUUAUAACCCUUUAUGGUGGACUCACCAGUCUCACCCAAUCAUGCGGUUUAGGUUUUAUAGGGGAAACACAGGCAUACAACUUUUCCACCUUAGAUUUUGAAAAUUUAAACACCUGGGCGAGUUCUAAAGUCCCUGCACGGUCUGUACCCGUGGUGCUUGAUUGGGCAAUUGGAAAUAAGAUGUGCAAAGAUGCUCAGAAAAUGACAAGCUAUUUAUGCAACGCAACGUAUAGUAAUUGUUUCGACUCCGGCAACCGUCUUGGGUAUCUUUGCAGGUGCUCCCCAGGUUAUAAAGGGAACCCAUACCUUCCUGAUGGACAAGAUGAUAGUUGCCAAGAUAUUGAUGAGUGCAAAGAUCGUUCGAAUCAUUGCAGUGAUACUGCAAAAUGUACCAACACUAACGGGAGCUACACAUGUGCUUGUCCCAAGGGAUAUGAAGGCGAUGGGAGGAAGCCGCCUGGAAGAGGUUGUAGUCGAAAACCCGGUCAAUUCAAGAUCAUCAUUAUUGCCCUGGGUGUCUGCUUGAUAAGCCUCUUGAUCUUGGUUGUGGGAAGUUUACGGGUAUAUUCGGUAACGCAAAAAAGAAAGCUCAUAGAACUGAAACAGAAGUUCUUCCAACAAAAUGGUGGCCUAAUCUUACGACAACAACUCUUGAGUCACAAAGAAUCUGUUGAGCCAACCAAAAUCUUUAGUGCAGAAGAGCUUGAAAAGGCCACUAACAACUAUGAUAAAAGUAGAGUCCUUGGUCAUGGAGGCUUUGGAACUGUUUACAAAGGAGUUUUAUCAGAUGACAGAGUGGUUGCCAUUAAGAAGUCCAAUGUUGUUGAUGAGAGCCAGAUUGAGCAAUUUAUAAAUGAAGUGCUUGUGCUUACUAAAACUAACCAUGAGAAUGUGGUUAAGUUAAUAGGUUGUUGCCUUGAGACCGAAGUACCCUUACUAGUAUAUGAAUUCAUCACAAACGGGACACUUUUUGACCAUAUUCAUGAUAAAAACCUUUCAUCCUUGCUCUCAUGGGAAAAACGUUUGAGGAUAGCAUCAGAAAUUGCAGGAGCCCUAGCAUACAUACAUUUUGAGACUUCUAUGUCAAUUAUACAUAGAGAUGUGAAAACUACAAAUAUACUUCUGGAUGAUAAACACACAGCAAAAGUGGCUGACUUUGGAGCUUCAAGACUGGUUCCUCUUGACCACACACAAUUAUCAACCGUGGUGUUGGGAACAUUGGGAUACUUGGACCCAGAAUACUUUCAUACUAGCCAAUUAACUGAAAAAAGUGAUGUUUAUAGCUUUGGUGUUGUCAUUGCAGAGCUACUAACAGGUGAGAAGGCAGUUUCCAUGUUUAGGCCUGAAAGUGAAAGAAAUUUGGCAAUAUAUUUUGAAAUUGCAGUGAAAGAGGAUCGCCUACUUCAAAUUAUUGAUGAUCGCAUUCUCAAAGAAGGUAAUAUUGAGGAAAUAACGGAAGUUGCUAAUAUAGCAAAAAAUUGUUUAAAGGUAAGAGGGGAGGAUAGACCUAGUAUGAAGCAAAUAACAAAAGAGUUGGAGGGAUUGAGACUUUCAGAAAAACACUCGUUGAAAAGGGUUGAUUCCAACACACAACAGACUAAGCACUUGCCCAUUGCACCUACAGAGUCUUUGGGAAUUGAUUUUGACAUCGGCAGCUCUUCUAUGAGUACUAUUGUUGGGGAUGACAGCAUGAAAAAUCAAGUACUGAAACCAACAGAUAAUGAUGGUAGAUAAUUUGUUCAUUCUCAUCAAAGGUUAGCAUAGCCUAUCUCUCGUCGACAUUCAUCAUGGUCACUACUCAUCGCUAGCCAUACACACUCAUCACCUACUAGUGCGACCUUACAGCUUUUUGGCUCUAAACCCCCUUCUUUCCUCCAGUUGAUCUCUUCCCACGGCCCCCUAGGUCUCUCUCUCUCUAUAGAUUCUUCACAUGCUUUCUAGCUAGCUUCACCAUCUUUUCUUGUCUCUCUGACCUCCAAAUCUUGAACAAUAACUUUCCGGAAGUUCAUCUUUUGGGAUUUCUGCUCAAUGAAAGGAAAUUCGGUCUCCUUGUAUGCAUGUUUUAGGAUUGAAAGAAUGUGAUCACAUAGCAGCUUUAUCAUUUUCAUGUACGACGUGGUUGAGUGCUGUCAUGAUAUGUAUAUAUUUCAUAUUCUCUUUUGAGUGAUUUCAAUGUAACGUGAUCUAUCUAUCAUGUGAGAUAUUCAGUACUAUUGAUCAUUAAAGCUUUUGUGAGUAUUUAGUGAAAUGAACUAUUAGC
Messenger RNA from Juglans regia (Persian walnut), 3073 nucleotides. RefSeq names its product wall-associated receptor kinase 2-like. Gene Ontology annotation, molecular function: calcium ion binding; ATP binding; polysaccharide binding. Gene Ontology annotation, biological process: protein phosphorylation; cell surface receptor signaling pathway. The record is from RefSeq and is a predicted model, not a curated record. The coding region runs from base 211 to 2547 and encodes 778 amino acids. Lineage: Eukaryota; Viridiplantae; Streptophyta; Magnoliopsida; Fagales; Juglandaceae. Gene Ontology annotation, cellular component: plasma membrane. The transcript has 4 exons.